GCUACCUGAGCCGUACAGCUGUGCAGCUCGGAGGCUAGCAGGCGAGCUAACAGGCUAGAAGAGCUCGGAUCCGUGGACAAAACAAGACGUCUCUCGACUCUCUGACACUUCUCGGCCAGCAUGGGGAAAGGCGGAGGCACGUUCGAGAGGCUUCUCGAUAAAGCCACCAGUCAGCUGCUCCUGGAGACGGACUGGGAAUCCAUUCUGCAGAUCUGCGAUCUCAUUCGACAGGGAGACACACAGGCUAAAUAUGCUAUUGGGGCCAUUAAGAAGAAGUUAAAUGACAAAAAUCCACAUGUGGCUCUUUAUGCGCUUGAGGUUCUGGAGUCGGUGGUGAAGAAUUGUGGGCAGACGGUUCAUGACGAGGUGGCGAGCAAACAAACGAUGGAGGAACUGAAGGAUCUGCUGAAGAAACAGACUGAACCAAAUGUCAGAAACAAGAUCCUCUAUCUGAUCCAGGCUUGGGCUCACGCCUUCCGGAACGAACCCAAAUACAAGGUGGUUCAGGACACUUAUCAGAUCAUGAAGGUGGAAGGUCAUGUCUUCCCCGAGUUCAAAGAGAGCGAUGCCAUGUUCGCCGCCGAGAGAGCCCCGGACUGGGUCGACGCUGAGGAGUGCCACCGGUGCAGAGUCCAGUUUGGAGUCAUGACAAGAAAACACCACUGUCGAGCCUGUGGCCAGAUUUUCUGCGGCAAGUGUUCGUCCAAGUACUCCACCAUCCCCAAGUUUGGCAUCGAGAAGGAGGUGCGCGUGUGCGAGCCCUGCUUCGAGCUGCUGAACAACCACCCCUCCCUGUCUCCUCCCCUUAGGAAAGCUGAAGGAAAAGCCCCCUCCACCGGCUCCGCCGAGCUGCCCCCCGAGUACCUGACCAGCCCGCUGUCCCAGCAGUCACAGAUGCCCCCGAAGAGGGACGAGGCGGCGCUGCAGGAGGAGGAGGAGCUGCAGCUGGCCAUCGCCCUGUCCCAGAGCGAGGCGGAGGAGAAGGAGCGCAUGAGACAAAAGAACUCGUACUCCAUGUAUCCCAAAACGGAUCCCACCCCGGUGACUUCCUCCGCACCGCCCGUCAGCACCCUCUACACCCCCCCCGUGAACUCCUCCGCUCCAUCAGCUGAGGACGUAGACCCUGAGCUGGCGCGUUACCUGAACCGGACAUACUGGGAGAAGAAACAGGAAGAGGCUCGCAAGAGUCCCACGCCGUCGGCCCCCGCCCCCGUGCCGAUGGCCGAGCCCCUCCCGGCCGUCGCUCAGCCCGUGGAAAGCCACGUCGCCGUCCAGCCCGUCAGCAUCGUGGAGCAGCAGUACCAGAACGGCGAGUCGGAGGAGAACCACGAGCAGUUCCUGAAGGCCCUGCAGAACGCCGUCACCACCUUCCUCAACCGCAUGAAGAGCAACCACAUGCGCGGCCGCAGCAUCACCAACGACAGCGCCGUGCUCUCGCUCUUCCAGUCCAUCAACAACAUGCACCCGCAGCUGCUGGACAUCCUCAACCAGCUGGACGAGAAGAGAUUGUACUACGAGGGUCUGCAGGACAAGUUGGCGCAGGUGCGUGACGCCCGGGCCGCGCUCAACGCUCUGCGGGACGAGCACAGAGAGAAGCUGCGGCGCGCCGCCGAGGAGGCGGAGAGGCAGCGGCAGAUCCAGCUGGCGCAGAAACUAGAAAUCAUGAGGCAGAAGAAGCAGGAGUACCUGGAGAUGCAGAGGCAGCUGGCCAUCCAGCGCCUGCAGGAGCAGGAGAAGGAGCGGCAGAUGCGCCUGGAGCAGCAGAAACACACCAUCCAGAUGAGAGCGCAGAUGCCGGCGUUCUCCCUGCCUUAUGCCCAGAUGCAGUCUCUGCCCCCCAAUGUUGCGGGAGGGGUGGUGUACCAGCCCGGUGCGCCGCCCAGCUACCCGGGCACCUUCAGCCCCGCCGGUUCAGUAGAAGGCUCGCCGAUGCACAACAUCUACAUGAGCCAGCCGGGGCAGACCGCUCCUCCACAGUACCAGGCCAUGCCCGGCGCUGCCACAGAUCCAAAUAUGGUGAAUGCGUACAUGUACCAGGCUCCAGCCACCAACGGGCAGCCCGCUCCUCCCCCCGGCCAGGCCCCUCCCAACACCAGCCCCCCCUACUCCAACUACCAGCCCACACCCACACAGGGCUACCAGAAUGUGGCCUCUCAGGCGCAGAGUCUGCCCCCCAUGUCCCAAGCGGCCCCCACCAACGGUAUGGGCUACAUGAGCUACCAGCCGUAUAAUAUGCAGAACAUGAUCACGGCGUUGCCGGGCCAGGACCCCAACAUGCCCCCACAGCAGCAGUACAUGCCCGGCCAGCAGCCCAUGUACCAGCAGGUGGCUCCCCCUGGUGGCCCCCCGCAGCAGCAGCAGCAGGUGGCGGCGGCGCAGCAGGUCCCCCAGGCUGCACCGGGCAGCGCCGAGGCACAGCUCAUCUCCUUUGACUAAAAGCCCACAACGCUGCAAGGUCCGACACUACACCCUCCCUCCUGGUCUCUUCAGCCCCUCCCCCACUUCCUGCCCCCCCCGGACUCUGACGACUCCCUCUGGAAACAUUCUUCUCACCCUCCACCUUGCUGUGAUGUUGUGGCAAUGUAAAAUAUUGUGAUGAUGUUGCAGAACUGUCGCUCUUCCCGCCUCUCCCCCUCUCUGAAACGUGGGAUUACGCGGGUGGGCGGGGGGAGCUGCAGUGGAGCGGCCCCCACCACCCCUCAGCCUUCCUCCCGCUCCUCCGUUUCCUCCUUUACAGCUGAUAUCUAUGUAGUAUUUCCUUCUUAAACGCAUAACUGAUGCGCAGAAAAUAGUCAGUGAUAUUAAAGUUAAAACAAAUAAGAAAAUAUAUUAAUUUAGAAGUAAAAACAGAAAAAUAAGAAAACACAAGCAUCCUUUGUCUCAUAUUUUUCUAAAAGGAAAAUCUGCAUGUUAAAUUUCAGUUCUUUUUUUCUGGAAUGGGAGUGAUUUUAUCGCAGCGAGCGCGGGUCGUGAUGGACGAGUUUUGGUGUGUCGAGGGAGAGACGGAGUCGAGUCUGGAGCGAAAGGCACUAACACACAUCUCCGUCGGGUCCUCAGCGUAACAUUCCAGUUGUUUUCAGGUCAUCCUGUCUCAAACGGGCGUCCUAAAGUCCUGGCGCCCAUCCGUGCGCUGCCGCUUGGACUCUGUUUAAUCCUCACCGGUUGUACUUUCGUAGAUAAAUUAAUUAAAACUCACGGCUAGCCGCAAGAGAGUAGACACAGUGACGGCAGUCCGGGAACUUUACUAGCACCCCGUCUCCUAACCGAAGUGACUUGUGUUGCCAAACGUUCAGUAAUAUUGCUGCAAAGGGCGUCUGGACUCAACAUGUAAUCGACCGCAAACUACCGGCGCUGCAUCCUGCGACGAGAGACGCAUACAGGCGGGCUCUCUUCCUAAAGUGUACUUCACCUCCCAGACAUGAGGGGACGCUGACGGCGCGCUGCAUGUAUCCAUCACUCAUCUAAUCAGUGAUUUCUGUAACCCCUUCUGUUGCCAUCUGUGAACUUCUUUACUCCGUCAUACUGAUCUGUCUGACUUUAAAGUAAUUUUAAAAUUAUAUUUAAUAAAUAUCUGGUUCUUAUUGUCCAACC
Salarias fasciatus (jewelled blenny) is the source of this 3591-nucleotide messenger RNA. It is a transcript of the gene hgs, whose product is annotated as hepatocyte growth factor-regulated tyrosine kinase substrate. The transcript has 20 exons. Bases 121 to 2436 code for a protein of 771 amino acids. Gene Ontology annotation, molecular function: metal ion binding; phosphatidylinositol binding; ubiquitin binding. The record is from RefSeq and is a predicted model, not a curated record. Gene Ontology annotation, biological process: receptor internalization; endocytic recycling. NCBI's taxonomy places the organism in Eukaryota, Metazoa, Chordata, Actinopteri, Blenniiformes, Blenniidae. Gene Ontology annotation, cellular component: early endosome.